CACUCUGGUCUCUGGGCCCGCAGGAUCCCACAGCUGGACACACCUGGCUGUGUCUCAGCCUUUUGACUUGGUGAAGCUAUGGGUACUAUUGGAAAAGACUUAUGGAAUAUGAGCGAUCUCUGGUGGCUUUCAGAAGAUGAUCUUUUAAAUGUCACAGGUAUGCCACCUACAGGCGAGGAUUCUAGCCCCUGUGUGCUAGGCAUGGAAACAAUUAACAAGUAUGCUGUGAUCAUCCUCUAUGCUCUGGUGUUCCUGCUGAGCCUGCUGGGAAACUCCCUGGUGAUGUUGGUCAUCUUGGAUGGCCGGAGCAAUCGUUCAGUCACUGAUAUCUACCUACUGAACUUGGCCAUAGCUGAUCUCCUCUUUGCCUUGACCUUGCCCAUCUGGGCUACCUCCAAGGUGAAAGGCUGGAUUUUUGGAACAGCCCUGUGCAAGGUGGUCUCACUCCUGAAGGAGGUCAAUUUCUACAGUGGGAUCCUGCUGCUGGCCUGCAUCAGUAUGGACCGCUACCUGGCGAUUGUCCAUGCUACACGCACCUGGAUCCAGAAGCGCCACUUGGUCAAGUUCGUAUGUUUAAGCAUGUGGGGACUGUCUCUGAUUCUGUCCCUGCCUUUCUUCGUCUUUCGUCAAGCUCUUGUUCAGAAAAAUUCUACCCCAGUCUGCUACGAGGACCUGGGUGAUAACACAGCAAAGUGGCGCAUGGUGCUUCGAGUUCUGCCCCAUACAUUUGGCUUCAUCUUGCCGCUGCUGGUCAUGCUGUUCUGCUAUGGGUUCACCCUGUGCACGCUGUUCAAGGCCCACAUGGGGCAGAAGCACCGGGCCAUGCGGGUCAUCUUUGCUGUGGUGCUCAUCUUCCUGCUCUGCUGGCUGCCCUACAACCUGGUCCUGCUCGCAGACACCCUCAUGAGGACCCAUAUGAUUGAGGAGACAUGUGAACGUCGCAAUGACAUAGACCGGGCCCUGGAGGCCACGGAGAUUCUAGGCUUCCUGCACAGUUGCCUCAAUCCCAUCAUCUAUGCCUUCAUUGGCCAAAAUUUUCGCAAUGGAUUCCUCAAGAUCCUGGCCACCCAUGGCCUGAUUAGUCAGGAGUUCCUGGCACGCCAUCACGUGACCUCUUACACUUCUUCUUCCAUCACUGUUCCUUCACACCUCUGAAAGCCAUCCACGGCAACCAUCUCCUCCUGCUAAGGAAAGAGGAAGUACAGCUCCAAGGGUGUGUGUAUGGGCCAUCUGGGUCUGACUGGAUGACAUCUCCAUUUGGGGGCGAGGUUAUGUAUGCUGGAAAGUUAAGAAUUAAUGUCUUCUGCAUAAACAAAGAAAAUUCCUGAAGAAUUGCUGAGACACUGCCAAGGACUGACCUUUCAUACUUCCGUGGAGAGGAAGUUGAACUCUUACAGCUUUGACCUGCCAAGUAGGCAACUGGCGCAGCCUUGUCUGGAGCCAAUCCUGGGACUGCUCCCUCCUAUGGCCUGAAACUCCUGGAACACCAUCUCAACCACUGUACACACCUGCUCCAAUCAGGCUGUAGGAGGUCUCUGAUCAUGGAACUAGUUUCCCAUCUCAAGUACGUUGUAAUGUCUUUUGGGCCAACUGAGGCAGAUGCUGUUGAGCAAUCAAACCACCAGGUGGUCUUGUGGAAUAAGCACAUCCCCCUAGGAUAUGGUGGGUGAACCAAAUUGAGAAUCCAGAUACUUUGUAAUAGGGUGCCCUUUCCCUCUGGACUGACAUCGCAGACAGGAUGAUGGGUAUAUUGGGUCCAUGCUGAACCACAUUUGGAGUGGGAUUAGCAGCCCUUAGCCUUGACCCCUGGAAGCUUCCAGUCUGAUGUGGAAUGUUCUCAGGCUUACAAACCCAUGUAGAGCUGGCCAGCCGCAGAAUAGCCUGAUAUUUCUAAAUAAGUUGCGAUUCCACAUUUGUACAUGGGACUGUAUCUCAGGUGUUCCUGAGAGGAAAAUUUGUGUGUGUGCGUGCACGUGCCAUUAUUGGCUUGACUGUCAUAGACUAGUGGCAGCACUCCCCACGAUAGUGUCUCCUGGGGCCUUAACUCCACUUAGAUCUGCCCCCUAGAGGCAGAUAAACUCCAGUUUAUCUUCUCACCCGAGGCUGGAGAAAACCUCUUUGGC
This is a messenger RNA of Ochotona princeps (American pika), 2123 nucleotides long. RefSeq names its product C-X-C motif chemokine receptor 1 (gene CXCR1). Gene Ontology annotation, molecular function: C-X-C chemokine receptor activity; interleukin-8 binding. The transcript is spliced from 2 exons. Lineage: Eukaryota; Metazoa; Chordata; Mammalia; Lagomorpha; Ochotonidae. The record is from RefSeq and is a predicted model, not a curated record. Bases 79 to 1155 code for a protein of 358 amino acids. Gene Ontology annotation, cellular component: membrane. Gene Ontology annotation, biological process: neutrophil chemotaxis; immune response; G protein-coupled receptor signaling pathway.